Molecule: messenger RNA, 4781 nt
Organism: Octopus bimaculoides (California two-spot octopus)
Lineage: Eukaryota; Metazoa; Mollusca; Cephalopoda; Octopoda; Octopodidae
Product: SUN domain-containing ossification factor
Biological process (GO): protein folding in endoplasmic reticulum
Cellular component (GO): cytoplasm; membrane
Source: RefSeq, a predicted model, not a curated record
AUGCGCUGCUGUAAGUGAACCACGUCACCGCCGUUGGAGGUUUGGCAGUCGUGAAACACAUCGCCAGCGUCACUAUCGUAAAGUAGUAGAGGCAGACAACGCGAAAAACAGUUCUACUACUUCCACUACUACUAUUUUAGACACUUAGAGACACAGAACAGGAACUAUAUUGGUUUGGGCAUGGCCAUUUGACGAUCGCAAAUCACGACUGCUACGACGAUAACAGCAUUUGUUCUGAAACAGAAAUCACACGCACACACAUAAACAGACAUAUACAUAUAUACAUCUCUGUAAUCUUUAUAAACAAGUAACACUGUCCUUAAGGGACCGUCUUUAUCAUCGUUGUCUCUCACUAGAAAUCAACCUUUCUCUCUCACACACAUACAUACAAAGCAGACAUUUGGAUAUUUACCACGGCAUGCUUUACCAUAAUCCGGUUACUACUUUAUCUACCAUUCUUCUAUCCUAGCCUUCAUGGGGACCAAGACGCAGAUUGUCAAGUUCUGCUUCCUUCUAAUAUUAUGCCUGACUUGCACAUUUUGGCAUUCUCUAACCAAUGCUAGUGAACCACUUACUGCUCGAACAAGACAAAUAGAAGCUAAAUCAGAUAGUAGCACCGGCACAGACAAAAAGCUACCAGAACAUCAUACUGGCCAUGCAGCAGCAGCAACAUCAGAAAAUACAAAGAAACAAAAUGAGGUUUCUCAAAAUGAACCUAAGGAUUCAGAAAAUAAACACAGUGAAACACCAGAGAAAGAAAUUGAAAAGAAAACUGAGCCAGAAAGUGACCAAUCUAAGGAGAAUCUUGAACAUAGCAAAUCUGAACAUUCCGAAAAAAUUCCUCCUGUAGUUGUUGAGGUAAUACCGUCCAAAGUUUCAACUGAACAAGCCUCUUCUGAAUCAACUAUGACAGUGAGCAGUCCAGAGUCUACAGCAGACAGCACAAAACAAACAGAAGAAACAGAAGCAAGGUAUGAGGAACUUCACCCUAAUACAAAAGAAAUUCCUGUAGAGACUGCUGAAAAAGAUCCAUCUUUUGCUGAUACUUCAGUAAAAUCUGAUACAACUCAGACUGAUAAAAUUGAGAACAAGGAUAGUUUGGAAAAGGGAGCAAAUGAAGAAACAGCUGAAGAGUUUCCAUCUUAUUCAGAAUGGACCAAAAAAGUUCUUGCAGAAGAAAAAAAUAAGCAGGACGAUCAGGGACAGACCAGCAGUAAUUUGCCUCAGAAGCAGAAGAUGCGUAACAACUAUGCAUCUGCCGACUGUGGGGCUAAAGUAGUGCUUGCCAAUCCUGAAGCUGAAAAUAUUAAGUAUAUCCUGAAUAGUAACCCUGAUGAGUACAUGAUCAAUCCCUGUCAGUCUAAGAAAUGGUUCAUUGUUGAGUUAUGUGAAUCCAUACAAAUAAAGAAUAUUGAAACAGCCAGUCUAGAAUUGUUUUCAUCCCGUCCAAAGACCUUCCGAAUCUCAGUUAGUGAUAGAUACCCCAUUAAAGAGUGGCAGCUAUUAGGUACAUUUGAAUCAACUGAAGAACGAACAAUUCAUAAGUAUCAAAUAACGGAGGAAAAUUAUUCCAAAUUUGUCAAGGUAGACAUACUUGAUCACUAUGGCGAGGAGCAUUUUUGUCCUCUCACUCUUUUCCGGGUUUUUGGUUUCACUAUUGAAGAAGAUAUGGAAAGUGAUGUUAACCAGCAUGACGAUCUCGAUGAUGAUGUACAAGAUGAACCUCCAGUAAAUUUAUUUGCUAGUGCCAAAGACACAGUUUUAAGGUUGGUGAAGCAUGUACUGACAACCGGCAAUGAACAGGCUACUAAAGAGAAUGCAGACGGCAGUCACACUGGUCAUCCUGAAGAAAAUAAAUCCAACGCAACAUCUCAGAAGAUCAAGACUCCUAAUGUCACUAUUCCAUGUCAAGAAAAUUGUUUAAACGGUACCCAAAAGAACGCCACCAACACCACCUCCACCAAUAGCACACAGCUGCCGUGUGUACCACAAGUAAGGGUUAACGCUAGUACAACAACCAAAGCAAUUGAGCCUUCUGCAGCAAGUGAACAGAUACAGCCUUCGAUGCCUGAAGGUUCUGUCAGUCAAGUACCAGAAAGCCCUGUCCAGUCUCCCAGUGAAAAGCUAGUCACUAUAUUAAAUGAUGAUGAACAGGUUCCAAUAUCUGACACAGCUUCAAAUGAACCAAUGGUACAGCUUAUUGAAAGUGAAGAACAACAUCAUCCUGCUGUUUUAAGCAGUUACAUCACUUGCUGUCUUAUAUGCCCUUUGAAGAAAACUAGUACUAAGUAUUCUAGCUCUCGGUCUUUAAAAUGUCAGUUUUUGAAGAGAGUAUCUGCCAUUGCUACAUCAUCCAAAAAAGAUUCCAUUUCGUGGAAAGUUCCUCUCAUAAGUAAAAUUGUCGAGGAGCCGUCUGCAGCUCAUACGUCUGACACUGAUUUAUUCACUAAAAGUAUUUUGCAUUCAGCAGAUAGUAAAUCUGACCAAAACAUUGUUACACUAGAAACUGAAACAAGUUCGUCACAUUCAACCAAAACUGCAAAUUUAACAGUUUCAGAACCAACAGCAAGUCUCUAUCCUAGCUCUGAAGUGCACACGGCUUUAGAAAGUGAAAAAACUAUACUGACAGAUCAGAAAUCUUCAGAGAGUUCUGUUGUAGCACAAGUAAUUUCAAAGGCUGAACAUUCUGAGUUUGAAUCUGUCUCGAGUUUACCAAAGGAGGAGGUGAAUGAAACCAGUUCUUUUGUCAGUGAUAUACCUUCUACGGAGCAGAAGACGGCUUCAUCCAAAAUGGCAUCUUCCGGUGGAGAACCUGUUGAUUUCCGGACUCCAGCCACUACACUUUAUAUCGAACCAAGUUCCACAUCUGUAAAACAAGUUGAGCUAAAUGGGGUCACAUCCGAGCAUUACGAUUCCCAUUUGUCCCCUUCCGAUCUUUUAUUUGCAAAAUCAGAAUCUACUGCCACCUUAUUAGAUAAACAAGACGUAACUCUGGGUAUCAAGUCUGACGACAAAGCUAAGCUGAAGGAAACUGAGAGUAACAUCAUCACCACUGCAAGCCUUCCUAAAAGUGGGGAGGAAAUGGAGCCAACUGGGGCAAAUAUUGUACCCACAAGAGUCUCUGAAUCUCCUUCCAAAGCUGUAGUCCCAGAGUCUUCAUCCAUAUCUAUUUCAUCAAUGACAGCCGAAGACAAAGUGGUGAAGGCUGUGAAUAUUACUGACCCUAAGGUAGAUAGUAAAGGUCGACCUUUAUACACAUUAGUUCGUGUUGGUCUGCCACCAGCUGGUAAAAGAGAAUCCGCUAUAAUGAGGCUGAAUAACCGCAUCAAAGCACUGGAACUUAAUGUCUCUCUCAGCAGUAGAUUUCUGGAUGAGUUGAGUCAACGAUAUCGCAAACAGUCAGAAGAAAUGAUGCAUUUUCUAAACAAAACAGUGGCACGUCUUGGAAAUGUAACAAAAAAGACUCAGGAAACGGUUCAGAAACAUGAAAUACAUCUCACAAUCUUAGAAUCUAGACUAGACAACUUGACACUGGCAGUUUCUCAGCUCACUGAAAACAUGGAUAAUUUAACAAGACAGCUAACAGAUCGCCAAGUGUUGUGGGCAUCAAUUGAAGUAUUUAUCCUUGCCUUAAUAUUUGUCGUCUGCCUUAGAAAAAGACAGCCCUCUUUACCACCUAAUCUGGUGGCAAAGGUUUUAGAUGAUCUCCUUCAGACCCAACAUUUUUCUCCCAAUCGAAGACGUAAUUCAGAAUCCAAUAUUAAACAGUCUUCCGUAAGCCAUUGUGAAGUGGUUCGACAAAAAAGUGCAGAUGACCUCAUUCAUUCAAAAGCUGUGCAUAUUGUAGAACCUACUACACCUUUCUUGCUUGGUCAGACGAAAGAAGGCAACAAAAAGCGGAAGAAAAAGAAAAACCGAUCAGUUGAUUUAAAAAUGAGUAGUAGUAAGGAAGGUCUUCCUAAAGAGAAGAGUGUUUCAACGACUCAACUGAAUAGCGCUGGACUGUUAUUCAUGGGGAAACCAGUAGAAAGCAGCAGUUCUCCUGCCAGAAAAGUUAUACAUUACAAACAAAUUAGGGAACGUGUGGAAGGGGAAUCAGGGACUUCGGUUGGCAGUGUGUGUAGUAGUAAUAGUAGUAGUAAUAAUAAUACUGGUGCGUAUAGUAUUGCAAGAGGAAAAGAGUGCAGUCAUGAUGCAAAUAUUCGCAUUUCAUGCAGUAAGAGUGAUCCAGACUUAUAUACAAGUGAAAACUCUGCUUCGACAGCAUUGUGUUGUUCUUCUCAUCUCUCAAAUCAUUCUACACCUCUUCCAUCCACACAAACAUCUUUUUCUUUCCCUUCUACUUUCAAAGCUCCACUCAUGUGUUCAAUCCCAAAGUCUUUCUCUUCUUCUUUGCCAGCUUCAGUGCCGGCAACACCAUCAGCAGAACAAUGUCAAAUCUUCAACAGCACAAACAGUUUACUGAGAACAAACUUGAUAACAUAUCCUAUCAAACAGUCGUCCAGCCUUUCAGAUCCUAUAGUUGCUGGCAGUACUGGGCUGGUUAAAACAGUAACGGGGACACAUUCCACUGCAUUCAGAAACAAAUUCAAAUCUUUAGACGUUGGACAAAAAAAUUCUUCAGAAAGAAAGAAUAUUAAUCGAUGCCGCACUCAAGUUCCAUGUGACGGCUUCAGAAAGUUCUGAAGUGUGACUCUGUUCCCAGACUCCCAUGGGGUUUACUAUUUCUACUAAACAUUAUUAUUAUUAUUACUACUCAAUACAUAAACAUUAAAAUUUGC